Molecule: messenger RNA, 4838 nt
Organism: Marchantia polymorpha subsp. ruderalis
Lineage: Eukaryota; Viridiplantae; Streptophyta; Marchantiopsida; Marchantiales; Marchantiaceae
Source: the annotation of a GenBank genome assembly
GGAAAAGUUGUUGCUGCCGGUACGGUGCAGAGGGAGGGAGGGGCGUGAGAGUUGUAAAAUUCUCUGGGAGGACCUUUCAACUCCCGACAAGCUGGAAACGAAAUUCGGACGAAUUUCGUUUCCUGAGAAUUGCUGCCACAAUUAACAACGAGCUCAUCACACAGAACAGUACGAGCGCAUGUGCCUGAGCCAGCAGCAGCCUGCCUGCUGCAUGCGAAUCCGCUGACGUCCGAAUUGCGCAGUCGCUUCCACAGCCGAGCAGCAUAGUUGACGAUCCCCCGGCGUAUAUUCUUGUACGGGUUUCCCUCUGACAGGCCACUUUUGCUUCGAAUUUGGGCCCCAGGAACCAGGAAUCGUCCACGAAUGAUGACGUGGUUGGACCGCCCUGUGCGACAGGCCUCCAGUGCUCGACUCUGAUCCAGGGGGGAUCGAUGAACCGUAGUCAGGCUACUCAAGGAGGCCAUCAAGCCCGCACUUACUGCGUCUAUCUCAUGACAGCGAUUUAAUACAGUUGGCCCUCGUUUGUUGUUGGAGAUCGUACGUACGCUUCCACGGCCCCACAUCAAUUUUGACAUCGCAUUGAAUGUUGCACUCGGCACAGAGCACCAGUUCUUCGAUCAAGAAAGAUAUUGAGCUACGAAGAGAGCACUGCUGUUCAUUAUGGAGACCUCCCUAUCGUACCUAUUUCCAUACAUUGUGCUAGAAAUGGGAAAUGCUAAUGCGCUUAUAGCAGUUUGAUGGAGUCUCCAGAUCCCAGAUCAGCCCUUUCAAGCGAUUUCGGAAGUGCAAAUGGGUAGGGUGCAAAGUGGAUGUAAUCAGUAGUUUAGUUGUUGAAGUCUACACAACAUGCAAGCCACUUUUAUGGCCGCAUGCUUGAGCUAUCGGCAGAGGCUUCCGAAUGUCUCAUCUCAGUGUGAACUUGGAAUGUGGAAACGAACAGAUAAGAUGUACGAUAACUCGACGAUGCCGUGGGCAGUUCCAGUCCAAUUGUAUCCAUGAAUCUGAAACAACAGUAUUUUCUUCUGGACCUGAAGGUCAGAGAGAGAGAGAGAGAGGUACGCUCAUCGCAAAUUGAUUUUGUGUAGACGGUUAAAUCGUGAGGUUUACCUCUUUCUGAUUUCUGGACCAGAAGUCAAGCGGGAAGAAGUAGACGUUGACUCAAAUAUUCUCGGCAGUAGGUGUCGGGAUCAGACACUUCGGUUCGCGACCUGAUCGGAAAGCGUUGUAUCAAGUGGCAACAGUGGCGACUUUGGCACGUCGUUGGAGCACGACUCCCGAACUUCUGGAGACAGGAGUGCUAAAAAGGGUGGGAAAGAAGUUGGUCGCUUCUUUUUAAAGCAGAAGCAGAUUGGUGAGCUUCACGCAAUGUCGGAAGAACAUAAACGUCCCAUGAUCUUGGAACGUUCCUAUGAUUCAGAUGGCUAAUUUCACAGAUGUCAUAAGCCUUCAAUAUGGCACAAGGAUAUGGAAAAGUAUUGAUGAGAGUUUCGCGUUCUGAGUACAAAAUGAGCAUGGCCACUCGGCCUUGGAGCGACUGGGUGAACAGUAUGCUGGAGUCGGAAGCUGUAAAAAACAGCUUCGAGUACGGGGCAUCUGGGUACAGCACGACGUACUGCAGCAUGCAUGGCCUUCUAAACCUAAAACAAAUGACCUGAGGUGUGUCAGGUUCACGUUCACUGGCCGUUCCUUUAUCUCCAUUCUGGUGUUGUGCAUUUUGCUGGACUUGGAAUGGCGAGCAGACGGAACAGAGGUUGUAAAUGCAUCAGCGCUCAAUAUAACAUUACCUCCGGGCCUCGAUCUGAACAACCAAAACAAAACUGUCAAGAAUUUUGCCGUACCCUUGCCCGUAUACGUGGUUACACCUCUAGCAACUCUCUUCAUUAGCAUCGGAGCUGUAUGGGGAUUCUGUUGGUGGAAACUAAAACUAGUCAGACGCAGAAAAAAUCUUUUGGAAAAAGCGCAAUCACGUCAACGGAGGUCAUCCCUGAAACCGAAAGAGGGAAGAAGUUUGGAUUGACGAGAGCUGUAGGACCUGAUGGGGAUUCCCUCAUUAUACCCACAGCGAAGGUGCUUGGCCUGGCCCGAAAGCUGGACGAUGUUGAGCAAAUGGUGCUUGACUAUCAGAGCUUGGACAUGGGAGGUUGUCUUCCGGAGAAACAGGGCUACAAAGUUAAAGAUCAGUCAUACGAAAUCUCCAUAAAUCCCCUGUUCAAUUCUCUGCAAUCUGGCGCAUGUGGCUAUGUUCUUUUGGGUGAUGAAAAGCCUGCAGUUCCAGGAUCGGGCGCAAACAAACCCGACGAGAGUGCUGGAGACGAUUCUGACUCAGAUGGUGCCCCAAAGAAGCGACCGACCGGGCUUCUGCCCAAGUUAAGCGUUACUAAGAAGCCAUCAAGUGCACUUCUAUCUCCUCCACGACUCUCCAAACUCGGAGUGGAGGCCAAAUCGAAGGAGGAUCUUCUGAGGCGCAGCCUGGCUAGAAGCAUUACUCCGGUGUCCGACGGAGAAUCAUCAGCUGACGAAACGUCGGAUGACGACAGCUCAAUUGGAUCGGUCGACUCUGUCGAUUCCAUAGAAUCUCUCAACACAAGAUUAAGUUCAACAAAAAGGUCCACUCGCGGAGGAUCGACAGGUGCCAGAUCAAGCGUAAGGUCUUCUAAGCUGGCACCCUCUGACGACGGCUCGGAUGAAAACUCUACUAGCUUAAUUGCUUCACCCAAAUCCCCUGCCAGCUCAAGGCUCUCAAAAGUUUCAUCUGCCGGUGAUAAUAGUCCAACUCGGGCCAGUUUGAGUCCAAGGCCUUCUAAAGCUGGAGUGUCUAGGGAGAAGUCGCGCAUACUGAGCUUGAGCCCAAGAUCUUCUAAAGCUUCAAGCUCAACCCCGAGGGACUCCAAAGCAACAGAUUCUGAAGAAGAGUCGCUAAGUGCAGGCUCCGGUGACGAUUCUCCACGUGCAAGUUUGAGAUCAAGGUCUUCUAAGACUGCAUCUUCUGGCGAUGAUUCACCGAGGUCGAGUUUGAGUCGAAAAUCGGCUAGAAGUGCAGUUCCAGGCCAGGAUUCCCCACGGACAAGUUUGACCUCAAGGUCGUCUAAGACUGCAGGUUCUGGCGGUGAUUCACCGAGGUCAAGUUUGAGUCGAAAAUCGGCUAGAAAGGCAGUUCCGGGCGAGGAAUCACCCAGAGCAAGUUUGAGUCCGAGGUCGUCCAAGACCUCACUUUCUCCACGAGCGAGUUCAAGUCCAAGGGCUUCAAAGGCAGCAAGUGCAGGCUCGGAUGAGGAUUCUCCACGAGCAAGUUUGAGAUCAAGGGCUUCUAAAGCAGCGCAUUCAGGUAAAAGUGCAGCAAGUGCAGGCUCUGAUGAGGAUUCUCCACGAGCAAGUUUGAGAUCAAGGGCUUCUAAAGCAGCACAUUCAGGUAGAAGUGCAGCAAGUGCAGACUCGGACGAGGAUUCACCACGAGCAAGUUUGCGCUCAAGGGCUUCUAAAGCAGCAGUCGAUGGUGGAAAAUCACCUCGCAUUAGUCUAAGCCCAAGGUCCUCCAAGUCUGCAGUUUCUGGAAACGAUUCGGGAGCAUCCUCUUCCAGAAGUCCCUCCAGACUAUCCACUAAGGGCAGUAAAAGCCCCAGAUUUUCUGGGGUGACAACGUCGGACACCAAGCGAAAACAAUCCGAGUGGAAUCCUGGUAGAGUUCCAGAAAGUUCUAGUAUCAAGAAAAGCAUUGCUCCGAAGAGUAUCUCGAGGGCAAGUAAAAGUCAAGGAGCCAGUCCAAAUGAGCCAUCGUCUCCUAGCCAUUCUGCUCCAAGAGGUGCUAGGCCAUCUCAGAGAGCAGGGGGUAGCAGUUCAGAGCCUGUGAGUCCAAAGAAAGCUAGUGUGAGCAGAGCUGCGUCAUCAUCAGGGUCCAGCAGUUCGAAAAAACCUAGUCUGAGGAAAGGGAGCUAGGCUACUGAAACUGACAGCAAUUUCCAGCUGCGAAGUCCCGAUUGGUACAUGUGUUCAAGAUAGAUUAGUUGAAAGGGCAGAGAAGCACAGCGACAAAUGAAGCUUCGACGUGUUCAGUGAGCAUCUACACUGCACUCUAUUCCGUGUAAGACAUAUUUUGCAGUUCUGACCACCCUGCACCUCUCGUCAUUUCUGUGCUCCUGAAAAUUUAAACGGUUUCAUGCUCCUCAGGAGCAGGUCCUAGUUUGCGCUCUGCGUUUGCCUUCUCACUUGGCACACAGAAAUGGAAUCAAGCUCUGUCAUCUGGGCAGACGAAACCAGUAAACACUGUCAAUGCGGUCAAAUCCGUCAGACUGGGACUCAUUGACUCAAGAUAGUUUUCGAUUACUGUACUAUGUACAGCGUACGAGAGUCACUCCUUGGGCUUAAAAAAAAGGUCUACUAUUUGAAUAUCCUCAAGAUCUGUGAUAUGGGGCAGGGGAUAUAGGGGCAAAGAGUAGUUGCUGAAAGCAGACAACACUGUGAGUAGUUAUAUCAGCCAGACUGGGGACUCUUUGGUGAAAAGCAGUUGGUAGAUGUUAUGUGCCACUUGAGAACGCCACUUCUUAACAGUCGAGAGCACGUCUUGGUUGCCAAUUGUACAGCACGUGUGCCUUGCCACCCCACCCAACAAUCAUUUAGUACGAUAAAGUAUGACAGAGAGUCCUUCAAUUCUUUCAGGAAAUAAGAACAUCUGUGUUUGUUGUUAUUUUCGUUCCUUUUAAAAGCCAAACGCUAUGAAGACUUUGCAGGAGGUAAAUUUGGAACGGGGCGAGGUUGCUUGAUUGCUCGAAGUAGACGUAGGACUUGCUUCUUACGCUAAUUUGACAUUGCAUUUCGUAGGUCACUUUGUGCAUUCAUACAGA